Messenger RNA from Rangifer tarandus platyrhynchus (Svalbard reindeer), 564 nucleotides. The record is from the annotation of a GenBank genome assembly. Lineage: Eukaryota; Metazoa; Chordata; Mammalia; Artiodactyla; Cervidae.
AUGGCGGGAGGGCAGGGGCAGGACCGCCUCUAUGCGCCAUGGUGGGAGGGUGAUCGCCAGAGGCUGGGCCGCCAGUGGGGCCAUGGCAGGGACGCUGAGCCUGGGGUGCAAAGCUCUGACCCAAGCUCCAGCAGGCGCACGUGCAAGAAGGCCAUCCAGCCUCAGUGCUCUACCGGACACCUCAGACCCACCAAGAGCAUGCUAAGAACCCACAGCCAGGCCAGUCGGAGUGAGAGAGAAGGUCCGUCGCCAGGUCAGCCUCCUCGGGAUGCAGUGAGGCGGAAGGAGCCAGCACCAGCCCUGGACCGUCACGGCACGUCCGCCCUGGACGUCACGGCGCACAUGCCCUGGAGGUCACGGCGCGCCCGCCCUGCACCAUCACGGCGCACCCGCCCUGCACCGUCACAGCGCACCUGCCCUGCACCGUCCUGGCGAGCAUGCCCUGCACCAUCACUGCGCGCCUGCGCUGGACCAUCACAGUGCGUCGACCCUGGACGUCACGGCGCACAUGCCCUGGACCGUCACGGCACGUCCACCCUGGACGUCAUGGCGCACAUGCCCUAG